Messenger RNA from Racocetra persica, 206 nucleotides. The record is from the annotation of a GenBank genome assembly. NCBI's taxonomy places the organism in Eukaryota, Fungi, Glomeromycota, Glomeromycetes, Diversisporales, Gigasporaceae.
AUAGCGAAAUUACUAAUAACGGUCCCGAAACUAUUAACGAAAAUGUCGCUAAUUUUGAAAAAGUUGAUUCGUCGUUUUACAUUUUAGAUAAUUUAAAAAAUGAUUUGAAAUUAUCCGUAGAUAUAGAGCUUGAAAUUCUUUAUUUAAAUACUACUCGAAAAGUUAUCGCCGAAUUAUGGGAAGAAAUUACAAAAUUAAAUAUUCAA